GUGUUCAUGUUGUUAAGAUGAAACCUUUAUAAAGGUUGUUUCUAAGAAAAAUUGUCUGAAUCGACUCACGUUUUACUUGAAUAAUAGACGACUCUCUCAGCUUGAAUGGUUUGAACAUGGUUUCUCACUUCACACAGUGAAGACAACGGAACAAUCUUGAUACAAACAAACAAAACGUGUUGUGUGUCUGCAGUGAAUGAAAACUGCAAGUUUUUUAAUACAAAAUCUUCAUGUGUUUAUUUUGAAUGACUUAGAACCGCAGAAACAGAAAUUGAUGGAAGCGGUCCAGCAUACCAGCCAAAAUUUGGCUUUGUUGAAGAGAUUCCAGUUCCAAAAGCACAAGAGUGAGGCGGUAGUUUUGUAGUUAACGCAUGUUUGGCGAGGAAAGGAUUGGAUGACUGGAUGGUUAAGCAGAAGUAUUACUGCUCGACUUCUCGUGUAGAUCAACAGGACUGCCAGCAGAAAAACACAUGCGGACUUUCUCCACGGCAGGAGCCAUUGGAUGAAGGAUACGCUGAAGGUAUCAGUGAUGAACACUAUCGUUUAGAAGUGGCUCUGCCCCCUGAGAAGAUUGAGAGCUGUAGUGUGGAAGAGAGAAUGCAGGACACUGAUGGGUCUGCCACUGUCGGCCAACACAAACAAUUGCAGUUUGAGGAAUUGGAGUGUGCUGUAUCAGUAGAAGAAGAUAACAGGCAUGAGUGGACCUUCACCCUAUACGACUUCGACAACAAUGGCAAGGUCACGAGAGAGGACAUCACCAGUCUGCUGCACACUAUAUACGAGGUUGUGGACGCGUCAGUAAACCACUCCCCCAGCAGCAGUAAGACCCUCAGAGUUAAGCUCUCUGUCGCCCCAGACUCCAGCCAGAGAUGGAGGAACUGCACCCAGACCAAUGCAGAUGCUCCCCAUUCCAAACAUAAGGGGGAAAAGUGCAUUGAAUACUCCAAAACUUCAGAGAAAAAGUCGAGAGCUUUUCUAAGGCGUUAUCAUAGUGACCACCACAACCAGCAAGGUUGCCAACGGCACUGUGUUGAUGAGAACUUGGAGAGAAGAAACCAUUACCUUGACCUGGCCGGCAUCGAAAACUACACAUCCCGCUUUGGAACAGCCGCUCCUGCCACAGAGCCAACGAAACCCACCCACACAACCCGUUCAUCCAAUCAGAUGCGCUCACGCUCUCACGAACCCGAAAAUGACCACUCGUACCCCACUUACCAUCGGCGCUCGCAGACCAUCUCCAUGGAUCCCCCAGCUGUCCUGACCAGACACACACACACGCUCCGAUCCCCCAAAACACAUCGCACCCACACCGCUCAGGCCUCUGCCAGUCGGGUGAUAAGGAGAGGAGCUCCCCCUCCUCCUGUGGUGCCCAACCAGACACCUCCACACCAAAGCUCAGGACCUUACAGACGACACAAACAGAGGCCCAAAGAAGGGACACAUUAUCGGGCUCUGGGGCCGACCGGGGCGUCUGGUCCUGUGGUGGAGAAAGAGCAUGUGAAAGAUCUGCCCAGCUUGAUGCUGUAUGAAGGAGGACUUGCUCAGGUCGUCCAGCGGCACGAGCAUCAUCAUCACCACGAACACCAUCAUCACUACCAUCAUUUUUAUCAGUCCUGAAGAGCUGAUCUGCUCACAGUCACACAGAUAUACAGGAUGUGGAUAAAAAGAAACAGAUGGGAAAUGGAACAAAUAAGUCGAAUGAUUAGAUUUUUUUGGCUUGGCCAAGUUGAGGAUGAUGAGGACAGAUGGCAUCACGUUUAUGCUAUAAUGGCAGACAGUGUGUGUCGGAGUAUGUGUGAAUCUGUAGAUAUUAUCAUGUGUGAGUGUGUUGUAUCUUCGUGUCUUUGAAAUGAAUUACGUAAUAAGUAAGGGCUCUAUCUCUCACUCCUUCUUUGCUUUGUCUUUCUCUCUCAUUCUGUUUGAUGCUCUUUUUCUCAGUCUCUCUCUUUCUCUAUGAGUGAAUCUCACGAAACCUGUCAGAACAUUUUUUCGAGUCAUAUUUCAAUCGAAAAUUAAAAAUAUUAAAGGAAACGAAGGCAAGAUCUUUAAUGCCACUCUCAUAUGAUUUUUGGGUCAUCAUGAAACAGACUUUCCAUGACUAGUCUUGUUGAGAUUCAAUCACUCUCUUUAAUCUGUAUGAAUGGCUCAGUGUACACUGAGAUCGAAAUGGUGGAGUUAAUGAAGAACUUGGUAUAUCAAACCACUUUUGAAGGAAUACAAUUCCUUUUUUGUAAUUGUUGUGUGUGCGUGUGUAUGCGCGAAUCUGCGCAUUGUGUGCCUAUGGUGUCUUUUUUACACUUGUCUUGCGUUUCCACUGAAAGACCACUUGAAAAGCACUUCUUGUGCCAUUGCAUUCAUGACACUUUAUUUAUGAAGAGCUUUUCACAGAGAUCAACACCUUAAAAAUGCAAUACAGGACACAAUGUACAGAGCCAGUAAAUACGCUCCAAUGGUCAGUGAGCACGAGAACUUAACCGAUCGACAUGAAGAAAUCAGAACAUCAUAAUCAGCUGCUACCUCUAGUAUUAUUAUGAUUAUCUGUAUUAUUAACAUGAUUUUAUCAUUCAGAUUGUAUUUUUUAUUUGUCUCUAUUUUAAUAUGCCACCAAUCUGCAGUGUCAUCAAGAUGUACUGGAUUGAAAUCCAUUGUAAGCUUUAUUACGGAUAUAUUUUUAUUCAUCCUUUUUUUCUAUUUUUGUUUUGUUUUUCUCUGUCUGACUGUAAGCUAUCUGCAUUGUAAGACCAGGUAUCAGAGUUUAUAGCGUAAUUAUGUGUAUCAUACAAUAUGAGAUCUUGUAGGAUGUUCAGAAGUUUGUUUAAAAAAAUAAUUUAUUUGAAAAAAAUAUUUCUGUCGGGUUUAUGUCAAGUCAAAAUAGGCCUAAUCAAAUGUUUGGAAAAGUUUAUAUGUAUGACACGAAAUUAUACCUUAUAUUGUGUCUUGUAAUUGUUCAGUUGUGGUUUCAGCUUUCCCAUUUUCAGUUCAGUUAAGUUCUCAUCUUUCCACCUUGUAAACUCCAAAGCAAUUGGUGCUGUCAAGGAAAGAUAGUAUUUUUGUUUCUCAGGUUCAUUUUAGAGUCUGUGUAAUAUAAUAAUCUUAUUUUACGAGAGCAGCAAAGCACCAGAGCUGUAAGGAUGUUUUGACGGAAACUUACCAUUGAAUUUGAUUACUUUAAAGGUUCAGUGUGUGAAAUUUAGCUACAUCUAGCGAUACAGGUCGCAAAUUGCAACCAACGGCUCACUCAAGCCCUUCCGCGUCCCUUUCGAAGGCACUACGGUAGCUGACACAGAACUAAGAUGUCAUCAUGUUUUCUCUUCUCUGCUGAAAGAGAUAACAUACUAAUGAAAUGCUCUAUAACAGUUUGUCCAUUUAUGGCUACUGUAGAAACAACAUGGUCUGCAGGGGAUAGAAAUAGCUCAUACUAGGGUAAUAAAAACAUAAUGGAUCAUAUGUUAGCUCUUUUUACACCUCUGACCACAUAGUAAGGAAUACUAUAUUGCAUUUUUGUCAGUAGAUUCUCCCAAAAAAUUACACAUUGGACCUUUAAAGAAAUCUUCAUAAUCAAAUAAUUUGUAAUAAAUUAUGAUGCUGUAUAUAAUAGGGUUGUGCCUUUAGCUCAGUAUUGGCAAAAACGAAAUGUGUAGCAAGUCUGGUUUAUUUGGAGCUUAAGUGUUCCUAACAGCAGUUUUUAAACAUUUAAAUAGUACAUUAUGAAUCUAUUUUAGCUUUGAUGCAAUCAGAGUCACCUAAAGGGAAAGAGUGAAUGUGUAUGUGUGUUUGUGUGUGUGGCAGCUGUCUCAUUCCGUAGGGGCAGGAUGACACUAUCGCCGCCUAGGAGUCUCCAGUCGUCCCAUAACUCACCAAUACCCUACUGUCAGAAAGUGUAUGCGUGCGAAUUUGAAACAGGCACUUCUGAAGGUUAUAAGACACGUUUUAGCUUUUUUUAUAGUUAGAUGGUGAGCAGGUGUGUGUGUUAAAACUUACACUUUAGGUGUUUUAAAGGUACAGAUGUAAGUGAUCCACUCACCAGUGAGGUAGGACAGAUGUUUUUGAUCUCAGCUAAAUUUGUAUUUGCCAUUUCUAACAAAGAGUCAUACAUGCAUACAUUUUGAUGGAAUGCCUAAAUUGUGAUCCCAACAUUAAUUAGAAAUUUAGUUGGUGUAAAUGAAAAGGUGUUAAUAAAUUGCCAUUGGUUAGAAUAUGUCAGAGUUUGAGUGGCUGUUGUUUCGCUCCGAUUGGUGGAAGUAUGAGAGUAUCACGCUACACUUUGGAAAACCCACUGACUUCAUGGUGGUCUCAUCACAACUAGUAAGUGAGUGACAGUCGACCUUCUCCCAGUCUCUCUGUUGCUAACAAAUGAAUGUGUGGUAUGGAGGUUAACACUCCCACCCCAGCCAUCCCUCUCAUAUUCUCACUCUCAUUACAGCAUGAGACAUUACUGCUACACCCUAGCAGUUAAUAUUACUGCUUUUUAUAUGCACACAUUGGUGGACGUCACCUAUACUUACUAUUUCCUGACCAGAUGCUGAAACACUGCUGCUAAAAACUGCCGAUAUGGCAUUAUUAAAUUGACUCAUAAUCCUUUAAUAUUCAUCUAUACUUUUCUCCAGAUUAUUCAUUACACUAAAAAAUCAUUAGACUGAUAUGUUUUAGAUUGUUUAGUUGAAAAGAAUUAGUCAAGGCUUGAUGUAAAUACAAUGUGAACAGACUCCUGUGGUGAUGGAUGAGUUGAGCGCUAUUUAGUAUCAGCUCUUUCACAUAGUGCCAUUCGUAACAUUUCAUUAUUUAUAAUGUGCUUAGGUUAGUGACAGCACAUUUCAAAGUCACAGUGUUUCAUGGAGGGGCUUGUAUAUAAAUAACACAACUUGCUAGGAUUUUAUGCCACACCCACUACCCACUUGACUUUUGUUUUGUUUACAGUGGAAUAUGGAAAAAAUUGUUUUAUUUAUUUGACCUGUGCUAAAACAUCUUUCAUUAAAAGCUAAACCGUU
Triplophysa dalaica is the source of this 4988-nucleotide messenger RNA. RefSeq names its product NKD inhibitor of WNT signaling pathway 1 (gene nkd1). The coding region runs from base 403 to 1617 and encodes 404 amino acids. Gene Ontology annotation, molecular function: calcium ion binding. Gene Ontology annotation, cellular component: cytoplasm. The record is from RefSeq and is a predicted model, not a curated record. Lineage: Eukaryota; Metazoa; Chordata; Actinopteri; Cypriniformes; Nemacheilidae. Gene Ontology annotation, biological process: negative regulation of Wnt signaling pathway. The transcript has 10 exons.